This is a messenger RNA of Tribolium madens (black flour beetle), 1679 nucleotides long. Its product is annotated as tudor domain-containing protein 5-like. The record is from RefSeq and is a predicted model, not a curated record. Bases 249 to 1562 code for a protein of 437 amino acids. The transcript is spliced from 9 exons. Lineage: Eukaryota; Metazoa; Arthropoda; Insecta; Coleoptera; Tenebrionidae.
AAAUUUUGUGCACAUUCGUGAAACAUAACUAAAGUUAAAUGUGUUUUUAUAAUUUUUAAGUUUGAUUUGGAUUCAUUAUUGAAUGAAGGGUUUGGAUACCCUGACUUUUGACAAUAAUCGUUGAUACAAGUCAUAACAUAACCUAUAAAUAUUAGUUAUAUAAAAUUUUCAAUUUAAAUUUUUGGUUUCAUUAUAUUGUAAGAACAGUAGAAAUUUGUUUGUAAUGUUUACAUCAAGUUAAGCUUAAAAUGGGGUCAGAGCAAGAAGCAGAAGUAAAAAUUAUAAUAACUGGGUUAUUAACUUCUAAUCCGCUAAGAUGUACAAUUCAGAAACUUUGUAAAGAUUUCCAAGAGACAGUAGGAUACAGUAUUCCUUUUAGGAAACUUGGUUUUACAAAUAUUGAGGAUUAUUUACAUUCAAUUCCAGAUACAGUUCAAGUUUUUGGACAUGGACCUUUUGCAGAAGUUCAAGGUGUUUUUAAACCCAAAUCAGCCCAUAUAAAUUUAAUGGUGGUAAAACAAAAAAAUGUUCCAAAAAGCAACAGAAAGCAAAUAAAUACACUUCCCAAAAGGAGGCCUCUUUCUCAAACUGAAGAUGGAUAUAGGUCCAAAGUACCGGCUGGAGUACAAAACCACUUGAGAAAACUUAUUUUACAAUAUCCUGAUGGUAUAUGGUGUACAAAAUUACCAGAAGUGUACCUAAAAAUGUUCAACGUUCGUCUUAAUUAUCAAGAAUUUCACUAUAGGUCUUUAAUCGAAAUGUGUACUGAUCUACCGGAAAUUUUUCACUAUACUCAAAUUUCUUCAGAUGAUUAUAUGUUGUAUGAUAAGAAUUCAGCAGCACCUUCACUGAAUCAAAAUGACAAAGUUUUGAAAUUUUCAGACAAAAAAAAAUUAGCAGGAGCACUUAAUUGGUCACUUGGUUCAGCUUUAAUUCCUCCAAAUAUUGUACAUUUGUCAGAGGAAAUUCCUCGAUAUUUUCCCAAUACGACAUCACAGGGUGAAUAUCUCGAAGUUAUGGUGGGAGAAAUAUAUGACAUUAAUAAUUUUUGGGUUUAUUUAGCUAAUGGACAGUUGAAACAACUUACGGUUGAUUUAAAGGAACAUUUUCAAACUCAACGAAAUCGUUACGUGAUCCCAGAAUUGUUUUUACAAGUAGGAUUAUAUUGCGUAGUUUUAUUUAACAAAGUUUAUCAUAGAUGUAUUAUUAUUGAUUUAUUGGACACGGAUCCACUGACUGUCAAAGUCCUUUUUAUUGAUUAUGGCAGUAUUGGAGAAAUACCUUGUGAUCAUAUUUGGUAUCUUCCUAAAGAAUUCAGUAAGAUUCCAUGUCAAGCAAUAAAGGCAAGUCUAUACAAUAUAAAAUCAGAAUUAGACGAAAUUCAAUGCAUCAAAAAAUUUGAACAUCUUAUUAGAAACAAACGAUUAAUAGCUGAAGUUUUAAGAAUUGAUAAAAGGGAAUUAUUUUUGGAAAUUUAUUUAGCUGAUGUAUCUAAUGAAGAAAACAUUUUUUUUAUUAAUGAUCGACUUGUCGAUGAGGGGUAUGCGGCUUAUAUCACAUAACCUGAAGUACCGAAUUUGUUUUUGUUUUUUCAUGAGGUAAUUUUUGAGUCGUGUUUUUUAAAUAAAAAUUGUUUAAUUUCCCUAUUAAAUAAGCACCAGAAUUACAAAAAUUAUUUA